Messenger RNA from Nilaparvata lugens (brown planthopper), 2228 nucleotides. RefSeq lists its product as uncharacterized. The coding region runs from base 141 to 695 and encodes 184 amino acids. Lineage: Eukaryota; Metazoa; Arthropoda; Insecta; Hemiptera; Delphacidae. The record is from RefSeq and is a predicted model, not a curated record. Gene Ontology annotation, biological process: sleep; positive regulation of voltage-gated potassium channel activity; regulation of synaptic transmission, cholinergic. The transcript is spliced from 3 exons.
GCUCGACCAGUGGGGUAGCAAAGCGCGCUCCUCUCAGUUAGCUUCGCGCUUCUCCCGAUGACGCAGCGCCAAGUUUCCACGCCGCGUCGGCAAAUCUAGCUGAAACUUCACAGUUUUCAACUUCACAAAGCCGUUCUGCGAUGACUGCUCAAGAGCGCUUCGCCGCUUAUUUCCUGCUGCUUUCCUCUGCGCCCCUGCUUGGCGAAGGCAUCAGGUGCUACGUGUGCAACUCACGGCAAGACCCGCGCUGCCUGGACCCCUUCCAGUCGGCCAGCAACAGCAGCGGCAUUGGCGGUGCACUGGCAACAGUUGACUGUGAGCAGGACAAUGGGGUGCGCGAGGCCCUGGAGACGGUCGCCAACCUCAUGACCAAGCUUGGCCAGGCCCCCGCCCACGACAAGUCCGACAUCCUCGCGCACAGCGUCACCUCCACCAUACCCACCUCUUGCCAGAAGAUCGAUCUCACUUUACUGGGCGAAAAGGUGACAGGCCGAGGCUGUUCGGUGCACCAGAUGGAAGGCUUCAACCCGUGCGACGCGGUCAAGCUGGUGAUGACGUCAGACGUGCAGCUCGACUACUGCGGCGUCUGCAGCCACGACGGCUGCAACACGGCUGCUCCACUCCUCCUCAUCCGACCCCCCUACCUCCUCCAACUCAUCUGCCUCCUCCUGCUUCUCAUCGGUAUCAUCAAAUAAGCAACACGACAAACAAGACAAUUUUGUAACCAAUAGAAACCGUCUGCAUUUUUGUAGUGGAAUCCGUUCGAGAUCAGAUUUACGGCUAUGAAACUAUUCGCUCUUUCAUCGUCUUGGUGAAUAAUGAACUUGACUAGUAUAAAAAAUUUUCUAAAUUGUUAUUGUAGAUCCAGUUGGCUAUGGCUAUGAAGAAGUUUAUACAUUUUAAUUUUGUUGCAGAAACUUGCUGAGUUCAUGAAACAUGUUUUAAGGAAGCGAAGUAGGAAGUAGUUUGUAGUACUUAAAAUCAGCUUAAGAGAUCAGGUUUUGGAAAAAUUAUGCAAUACUAUAUUAAUAUUUUCUAUGCUAUAUUUUAUAAUUAUUCAAUCUACUCUCUGGAACAGAUUUGUACCUUUUUUUAUUUUUUUAGAAUAUUGAGUAUACCGUACUUACGAGAUACUUACUUAACUAAUAUUUAAAUUAUUUUUCAUGUAUUAUUAUAGACUUACUGGAAAAAGAGGACACGUAUUGAUUAUGGUUAAAGAUGCUUUCUCUUAUUUUCGCACAGAGAUUAUCAUUAUUUGCUACAACAAAGUCUAAUUGAAGCAGGAAAUAAUUUAGAUAGAAAGCUAGAAAAGGAUAAAUUUUACUAAAGUGGAUUCUUUCUUAUGACAGUUUUCAAGAGCUUAGCUUGAUAUUAGAUCAAUGAAAAAACGACCUUGUUUUUUUUAAAUUAAAUGAAUGUAAACUCUCAAAUUUUAACAUUCAAGCAGUUUUUCUGUUUUUGCAAGAGCUAUUACUGAGGAGUGUGGACAGUCAUCACCACUUCAAUAAAUUCUAAUUGACCGAGCGAAGUGAGAUCUAAGAUUCAAGUUGACGGUUUGGCAUUUCUCUAUGUUUAAAUGUUUAUAUGUUGCGCAUUUACGGCAAAACGCAGUAAUAGAUUUUCAUGAAAUUUGACAGGUAUGUUCCUUUUUAAUUGCGCGUCGACGUAUAUACAAGGUUUUUGGAAAUUUUGCAAUUCAAGGAUAACAUAAAAGGAAAAAGGAGCCUCCUUCAUACGCCAAUAUUACAGUAAAAAUCAGACUUUAGAAUUAUUCAUCAUAAAUCAGCUGACAAGUGAUUACACAGAUGUGUGGAGAAGCCAGUCUAUUGCUGUAUUUCCAUAAGGUCUAUAGUUUCAAUCAGGUACUUGUGGAUGAGAAUACUGCGUGUGGUCUACUGUUCACAGAACUACUAGUAUACAUUAGGCCUACCAUUUUGCUAUUCUCCACCCACUGUAUUUAUAAGUAGCUCAUACUUUAGUGUUUAGUUUCAUAGUUUUUUUUGCAAGUACGAUAGAUUAUUAGGUGAACUUAAAACGAUGAAUUAUAGUCAAAAAAUUGUAACACUAAAAUUUAAUAUAAUCAAUCACCUAUUUGAGCUUAUUACUAUCUGACUAAUAGAAUUUGGGACACAAAUCAUAGUUUGCCCACAUCUUAGAAUUUUGUGAAUAAUAUUUAUAUGUAUUUGAAUAAAGGUAUGUAUUUUUCACCAAUACCUAUAUCCAAGAAA